Charadrius vociferus (killdeer) is the source of this 849-nucleotide messenger RNA. RefSeq names its product Src-like-adaptor (gene SLA). Bases 1 to 837 code for a protein of 278 amino acids. Lineage: Eukaryota; Metazoa; Chordata; Aves; Charadriiformes; Charadriidae. The transcript is spliced from 7 exons. The record is from RefSeq and is a predicted model, not a curated record. Gene Ontology annotation, molecular function: protein binding.
AUGGGAAAUACUGUGAAAACGUCGAGAGCCUCUGAAGAAACAAAUGUGCCGAGCCAAACGGGUCAAGAGAGUGAUUUCCUUGCUGUCCUCUAUGACUAUCCUUCAGCAGACAUAAGCCAACCUAUAUUUCACGUAGGAGAAAAACUACGUGUGCUAUCAGAUGAAGGAGGCUGGUGGAGAGUCCAUUCCCUUACAACAGGUCGAGAAAACUAUAUUCCAGGAAAAUAUGUAGCAAAGGUUUACCAUGGCUGGUUAUUUGAAGGGCUGGGAAGAGAAAAAGCAGAGGAACUUCUACAGCUACCCAACACCAAGGUCGGCUCCUUCAUGAUCAGAGAGAGUGAAACUAGGAAAGGGUUAUAUUCCUUGUCAGUGCGGCACAGGCAAGUGAAACAUUACAGGAUCUUCCGCCUUCCAAAUAAUUGGUAUUACAUCUCUCCACGGCAAACCUUUCAGUGCCUUGAAGACCUUGUCAAUCACUACUCAGAAGUUGCUGAUGGCCUCUGCUGCGUCCUUACAACACCUUGUCUUACCCAGUGCACUAACAACAACAGCAUAACGAAUCAAGUUCCUCCUGUGGUGAUGCGGAAUAAAAACUUCAGCUGGAGAAACAUUCACAGGCUGGAGGUGACUGAAGAUACUGAAAGCACCCUGGCAGCAAUGGAUGAUUCUUGUCUCAGCUAUGGCCUGAGGGAAAGUAUCGCUUCCUACCUCUCCUUAACAGGGGAUGACAACACUUCUUUUGCAAGUGCCAGAAAGAAGAAAGCCCAAUCUCUCAUAUACACAGGCAGUAAACGUAAGAGUACCCUUCACUUGCCACCUACAUACUAUGAAGACUAAAUGUAAGACAAC